UCAACCGGUCUGGGCAAAGAGGUGGGUGUAUUCUUUCAUUUUGUUGACAUUUCAGUGUACCUGUACCUGUGUUUAUUUCCUGUAUCUGUGAACACAUAAAAGCUCCACACCACAACAGCUUUGUUCCUGUAGUUACCUACUCGUGGGACAACAUGUGCAGUCACAGUUUUCUUUUCUGUGUGGUUUUCUCUCUUUUCAGUCCAGUUUUCUCAGAUGAAGAUUAUUCACAAAUCAGAGCAUGCUGUACAUUCAGGGGUCCAGGCUUAGAAGAUGUAGAGUAUAUCAUUACAGAUACUUUUAACAAGAAAUUAAUGAUCCAGUACAACAGCACAAGAGGCAACUGGACAGGAUUCACAGCCUCUGCAAUCGGAAUAGAGCCAUCUUGGAACAGUGAUCCCGAUGACGCAAGACAAAGACAAUUUGAAAAGAAAUCACUGUGUCUUGACAUCAUAGAUUACAUCCAACAAAUAGGUAAUCUUACAGCUGUACCCACCAUCAAGCUGAAUUCAAUGAAGCACCCACCCAUGCUUGUGUGCAGUGCCUAUAACUUUUAUCCGAAACAAAUCCGAGUAAUGUGGUUGCAGAACGGGCAGGAAGUGACCUCAGGUGUCAGUUCUUCUGAAGUGAUGUCUGAUGGGGAUUGGUAUUACCAGAUUCAUUCCUACCUGGAGCACACCCCGACUACAGGAGAAAAAAUUACCUGCGUGGUCGAACACUUCACCCUCUCUGAACCAGCGCUUCACGUCUGGGACCCCUCCCUUCCUGUGCCAGAACGGAUUAAAAUUGUAGUGGGACUGUGUGGUCUGAUGCUUGGUUUUGUGAUUGUGAGCUCUGGAUUCAUCUACUACAAGAAAAAGUCUGCCGCAUUCUCCACUCUCUACCAAGAACAAGGGUCGAUUCCCGUGGAACAACUCCCUGCAGCUGGAGCAACUUAGCAGUCUGAACAAACACCAUUUUUCAGCACAUACCAUCUAUAUGAUGAUAUGAUGUGAUGGUUAUUCUCAUAAUUGUCACUAUUGGGUGUAGGGCUGAACGAUUAAUUGCAUUUUCUAAUGGCAAAGGCUGCGAUUACGUGCGACAGUAAAGCAGUCCCUUGACUUGUUGUUGUACAAUGGCUUUAAGCUUGACAGAAGCUGACACUACAGAAACUUUAGUGUCACACAGGGAAUGAAAGUGGCACCCGCCAACCGCGGGUAAAUUGGUGUUGUUGGUGGGUGAAAUCUUCUGGCCAACCGCCGCUUUGGUGGACAGGACAAAUGUACAACAGAAAGACACAUGUAGUAAGAUAAGCGUAUUGUGGUGAUCGGCGCCUGUGUCACACACACAGCCACCAGUCAGCUCAGUAACUAUCUUUGUAACGGCGUUUCAAACCAAACUCACAAGUCCCGUCUGUCCCGAGUUACAGCCUGGUUACAGCCUACUGCUUACCUGCAUCGGAGGCUGCGGGGGAGGGCGGGGGGACUCCGGUGUUGUCGGAGAAUUACUAAGCUUGUCUAUUAAAGACGAGAGGCGUCACUUGGUUUUAUUUUCGUUGGCCAACUUUUAAAUUGAACCUCAAACUGAGUGUUUUUUGAGGUUUUUGAUUAGAGAUGGACUGAGAUAAGGACCUUAAUUGGUGGUUGUGUAUAAUGUUAUA
Molecule: messenger RNA, 1636 nt
Organism: Micropterus salmoides (largemouth bass)
Lineage: Eukaryota; Metazoa; Chordata; Actinopteri; Centrarchiformes; Centrarchidae
Product: rano class II histocompatibility antigen, A beta chain-like
Exons: 5
Coding region: 153-935 (260 amino acids)
Biological process (GO): positive regulation of T cell activation; antigen processing and presentation of exogenous peptide antigen via MHC class II; immune response
Cellular component (GO): membrane; MHC class II protein complex
Molecular function (GO): MHC class II protein complex binding
Source: RefSeq, a predicted model, not a curated record